AUGCCUUCCAGCCUCGGCUGGCGCGCUUUAGCGCUAUCUCUGGCCACAAUCGCUCCUCUCGUGCGCGCUGACAUUUGCUCAACCCUUGCAGCUGGCGGCAUUGACAUCGAAUACCCAUUGUCGCUUGACUACUCGUCCGACCUGACAAAAUAUUGGUCUGCUGCCUGUGGUGAUCUCAAGCCGACAUGUAUUGCUGCGCCUUCCAGUGCGGCUGAGAUGGCGCAAGUGAUCAAAGAGCUACACAAUGUUGAGACAUUAUUCGCAGUGAAGUCUGGAGGUCAUAUGCCUAAUAAUGGCUUUGCUAGUAUUCAAGAUGGUCUGCUGGUUUCAACCAAGAAUUUAGAUCAGGUGUUUUAUAACCCGGAUGAUGAGACAGCUAUCAUUGGACCUGGUCUGUCGUGGGAAGAGGCACAAAAGGGACUCGAGGGGACUGGACGGGCUGUUGUUGGAGGACGGCUUGGAGGUGUGGGAAUUGGAGGGUAUAUGCUUGGAUGUGGAAUGAGUUUCUUAAGCACUCAAUACGGCUGGGCAGCCAACAAUGUUGUGAACUUUGAGGUUGUCCUGGCCAAUGGUACGGUGGUUAAUGCCAAUGCAAAGGAGAACACCGACCUUUUUGCUUCUCUCAAGGGUGGCGGUAAUAACUUCGGCGUCGUUACGGCAUACACCAUGCAGACUCACCCAAUUGGCAAAGUUUGGGGCGGCAACUAUGUCUUCACUGCGGAUCAGACACCCAAAGUGCUAACGGCCCUGCGAAACUUUGCGGAUGACUAUCCUGAUGACAAGGCGGCGAUUAUCUUGACAUCGGAGCAUGGCGCGUUGAUUGACUUCUGGAUCAUGUUCCUCUUCUACGAUGGCCCUGAGCCUCCAGCGGGCGUGUUCGACGAGUUCACCGCGAUCCCGCAUACAUCUACCACGAAGACAUGGGAUACUUACUACGACCUGCUCAAAAAUAACGAUUUCUUCAUUCUGCAUGGACAACGCUACACCAUUGCCACCGAGACCACGCCUGUGCCAAAUAGCACCGUCGGAACUGCUCCUCUCCAGGAGUACUACGACCACUGGUUCGACGUGACCAACAGCGUACUUGAAGUUACCGGUGUUCUGGGAUCCAUCGCUUUCCAGCCGGUGCCUAAGACCUUCAGUGAGAAGGCCAAGGCCCGUGGCGGAGAUCUCCUCAACGUUCCCACCGACACCAACUAUAUUUUCAUCGAGCUUGACUUCUCCUACGCACUCUCUCUCGACGAUGACAAGAUCGAUCAAGCCAAUCAGAAUCUCUACCAGGGCCUAGACAACCUUGUACAGAAGAACAUCGACAAGGGCCUACUUCCCGACGUGUAUCGACCGCUUUUCAUGAACGAUCUGUACUUCCGCCAGGACUACUGGGGUCGUAUUGAUCCCGCGUCCAAGAAGUCGGCGCUCGAGGCGAGACUGCGCUAUGAUCCGGAUGGCUUCUUCCAGAAGCGGACCAGCGGUGGUUGGAGACUUAACUAA
Messenger RNA from Penicillium subrubescens, 1491 nucleotides. Its product is annotated as FAD-binding oxidoreductase. NCBI's taxonomy places the organism in Eukaryota, Fungi, Ascomycota, Eurotiomycetes, Eurotiales, Aspergillaceae. The transcript is spliced from 5 exons. The record is from RefSeq and is a predicted model, not a curated record. Gene Ontology annotation, molecular function: FAD binding. The coding region runs from base 1 to 1491 and encodes 496 amino acids.